CGGUGGUAAUGGCCUAUGUCCCAGGCAGGAACUGUACAAAGGAGUGUCCUUUCAAACUGCUACAAUUUCCAUCAUGGAUCCUCAGGCUCAGCCUUCAGCCCUGUUGUCGCCUGCACGGUGACAGAGCUCCACAUUGGUUUCCAGAACAGAAGUUCAACACGCAUCGCGCCGCCUGAUCCAGUCGAUCGGUUUGAUGCUUCUACCUGGAACAGACUAUGUCAGAGAGCCGCCGCGAUGGGCCAGCACGACCCCACCUCUUCGUCCUUCUCCAACGGCAGCGCCCCCUGGCCCCGGGACGUCCCCCCCUCGGGGCUGGCCCCGGGGGUCCCGGCUCCCUUCGGGGGCGCCGCCAACGCCUCCCGGCCCCCUGACCCGCUGGGGGGCCACGCGGUCUGGCAGGUGGUCUUCAUCGCCUUCCUGACGGGCGUCCUGGCCCUGGUGACCAUCGUGGGGAACAUCCUGGUCAUCGUGGCCUUCAAGGUGAACAAGCAGCUGAAGACGGUGAACAACUACUUCCUGCUCAGCCUGGCCUGCGCCGACCUGAUCAUCGGGGUCAUCUCCAUGAACCUCUUCACCACCUACAUCAUCAUGGACCGCUGGGCCCUGGGCGACCUGGCCUGCGACCUGUGGCUCUCGGUGGACUACGUGGCCAGCAACGCCUCGGUCAUGAACCUGCUGGUCAUCAGCUUCGACCGCUACUUCUCCGUCACCCGGCCCCUGACCUACCGGGCCAAGCGGACCACCAAGAGGGCGGGCGUGAUGAUCGGGCUGGCCUGGGUGGUGUCGUUCGUGCUCUGGGCCCCCGCCAUCUUGUUCUGGCAGUACUUCGUCGGGAAGCGGACGGUCCCCCCGGACAAGUGCUUCAUCCAGUUCCUCAGCGAGCCGGUCAUCACCUUCGGCACGGCCAUCGCGGCCUUCUACCUGCCGGUCACCAUCAUGACCGCGCUCUACUGGAGGAUCUACAAGGAGACGGAGAAGCGCACCCAGGAGCUGGCCGGCCUGCAGGCCUCGGCCGGCGAGGGCGAGGAGGCCCGCUUCGUCCCGCCGGCGGGCGGCUCGCGCAGCUGCAGCGGCGGCUACGAGCCGCCGGCCCCGCCGUGGGGGCGGACGCGGACCCCCCGCCGCAAAGCGGGCCGCUGCCGCUUCUGGUUCGCCACCUGGAGUCCCGGCGCCGACCCCGCGGACCAGGACCGGAGCAGCAGCGACAGCUGGAACAACAACGGCGACGCGGCCGGCUCCCCCGACAACUCGGCCGCCUCCUCCGACGAGGACGAGGACGACGAGGACGACGAGGACGACGAGGAGGACCUCGGCUCCGAGACCCGGGCCAUCUACUCCAUCGUGCUCAAGCUCCCGGGCCACGGCGGCGGGGCCAUCCUCAACUCCGCCAAGCCGCCGUCGGGCCGGGGGUCCCGGGGGGCCGGCCGGGGGCGGGGGAGGCCGGCCGGGGAGAGGCCGCGGCCCCAGACGGGGCCGGCCGACGGCGGGGGCUUCUCCGGGCCGACCCUCCGGCCGGGGCAGGGGGCCGUCUCCCCCGGGCCCGGCGGGGGCGGCCCCCCGCCCUCCGCCGCCGCCGCCUUGCCCCUGUCCUUCAAGGAGGCCACCCUGGCUAAGCGGUUCGCCCUCAAGACCCGCAGCCAGAUCACCAAGCGCAAGCGGAUGUCCCUCAUCAAGGAGAAGAAGGCGGCCCAGACCCUCAGCGCCAUCCUGCUGGCCUUCAUCAUCACCUGGACCCCCUACAACAUCAUGGUGCUGGUCAACACCUUCUGCGACAGCUGCAUCCCCCAGGCCUUCUGGAACCUGGGCUACUGGCUCUGCUACAUCAACAGCACCGUCAACCCCGUCUGCUACGCGCUCUGCAACAAGACCUUCCGGACCACCUUCAAGAUGCUGCUGCUCUGCCGCUGCGACCGACACCGGCGCCGGAGACAGCAGUACCAGCAGCGGCCGGCCGUCGUGUUCCACAAACGGGUGACCCGCCAGGCGGUGGCCUAGCCCCGGACC
This is a messenger RNA of Ornithorhynchus anatinus (platypus), 2004 nucleotides long. It is a transcript of the gene CHRM3, whose product is annotated as cholinergic receptor muscarinic 3. NCBI's taxonomy places the organism in Eukaryota, Metazoa, Chordata, Mammalia, Monotremata, Ornithorhynchidae. Gene Ontology annotation, biological process: adenylate cyclase-inhibiting G protein-coupled acetylcholine receptor signaling pathway; regulation of vascular associated smooth muscle contraction; positive regulation of smooth muscle contraction. The record is from RefSeq and is a predicted model, not a curated record. The coding region runs from base 16 to 1995 and encodes 659 amino acids. The transcript is spliced from 3 exons. Gene Ontology annotation, cellular component: plasma membrane; dendrite; synapse. Gene Ontology annotation, molecular function: G protein-coupled serotonin receptor activity; G protein-coupled acetylcholine receptor activity.